Messenger RNA from Penicillium waksmanii, 528 nucleotides. RefSeq lists its product as uncharacterized. The record is from RefSeq and is a predicted model, not a curated record. The transcript has a single exon. Lineage: Eukaryota; Fungi; Ascomycota; Eurotiomycetes; Eurotiales; Aspergillaceae. The coding region runs from base 1 to 528 and encodes 175 amino acids.
AUGUUCCGGAUAGCCCUCACAUACAUGUAUGUACAAAGAAAAUCCGAAACGAACAGGUCCGACGCGAGGAUGAUGCAUGGGCCUGCACCAACACUGCAGAAUGGCCACCGCGAAAACCAGAACAGACCAGACGCCAGAUCCAGUAGUCCCGACCGGACGGGCCAUGCAGAGCAAAGCGGAUGGACAGAAAAUGAGUUCCGAAUCAUGUCAAUCCCACCAGAAAACUUCGCGGGCAGAGCGCCCCUAGUCCCUGGAUCGACGUUCCUCGCCACUGCCGAUUACGAGACUCGCAACGACCAUUCCAUUCCGCAGGUAUACACCACCCCCACCCACGACGACGAUCAAUCCCUUGCCUGCCAAGGGCUGGCCAACAGUCGGAGAAUUGAGCGAGGCUGGGCCAGAGGCGAGACCGUGGCUGCUGGACUGUACUUCUUCCAUGCGAUAGGAAUUCCCCUGGCAGGGAAGUGGUUGGACCACAGCAGUGUGGAUGGGAGCACAGAGAGAAUUCCCAUAAUGCUCUACUCGUAG